Molecule: messenger RNA, 1715 nt
Organism: Selaginella moellendorffii
Lineage: Eukaryota; Viridiplantae; Streptophyta; Lycopodiopsida; Selaginellales; Selaginellaceae
Exons: 10
Coding region: 37-1338 (433 amino acids)
Biological process (GO): kinetochore assembly; spindle attachment to meiosis I kinetochore; attachment of mitotic spindle microtubules to kinetochore
Cellular component (GO): kinetochore
Molecular function (GO): centromeric DNA binding
Source: RefSeq, a predicted model, not a curated record
UGCUUUUGCGAGGGCUAGGGUUUGUGGGCAGGGAGGAUGAUCGUGGAGCGGCAGGAGAUGCCGCUGAGCGAGGACGACGAUGAGGAUGAGGAGAAUGAUAUCUUCCGGCUCAUGCCAGCGUCGCUGGGGUUCCUCCGCGAGCAGGAUCUUGCUACAUUUUGCGACUGGGAGGACAUGGGGGAGUCCGGUCCUUCUCAAUCCAAGAGUAACGAAGUCGAAGAUGAAGAUCAGAGCCUGGUGUGUCGUUUGUCGCGGGUUCGAUCCAAGAAAAAUGCCACCAACAAGUCGCGAGUGAUGCCAUCGAUUCCCUCUUGUUCAAAAGGUGGAUUGAUGGACGUCGCCGAGUUUUGGGACCGUGAGGAGGGCAGAGAAGAAAAUCCGAGCUUCAUGUCCCGGUUGUCGCGGGUUCGAUCAAAGAACAGUGCGAGGCGAAUCAAACACACACUGGACCUUUCUUUUAUGAAACCCCAAGUACCGGAAACUGUGAGCUUAAGUGCUCCAACUUGCGAGACAGUAGAUUUUGCUCCAACAGAAGAGUUUUCUCCAACAGAAGAUUGUACUCCAAGUUGCGAGACAGAAGACUGUGCUCCAACUUGCGAGACAGAAGCUUGUGCUCCAACUUGCGAGACAGAAGAUUGUAGUAUGGCUAUGAAAAUGGCAACAACAGAAACUGCAAAUGAGCUCCUAGAGGAACUUCGUCUCAAAGAUUUUGAUUGCGAGACAGAAGAUUGUAGUAUGGCUAUGAAAAUGGCAACAACAGAAACUGCAAAUGAGCUCCUAGAGGAACUUCGUCUCAAAGAUUUUGAUUGCGAGACAGAAGAUUGUAGUAUGGCUAUGAAAAUGGCAACAAGAGAAACUGCAAAUGAGCUCCUAGAGGAACUUCGUCUCAAAGAUUUUGAUUGCGAGACAGAAGAUUGUAGUAUGGCUAUGAAAAUGGCAACAACAGAAAGUCCAAAUGAGCUCCUAGAGGAACUUCGUCUCAAAGAUUUUGAUUGCGAGACAGAAGAUUGUGCUCCAACUUGUGAGACAAGGAGAGUUAAACGUAAGCGCGAAGUUAAGGCUGAGGCCGAACAAAGCCCGUGGCUCAAAGAAUCUGGGAUGGAAUGGAAAAAUGGUAGGAGGUGCAGCACAAGGUACCGGUCCAGACCGUUGGAGUACUGGAGAGGCGAGAAGCUCCUUUAUGGACGCGUACACAAAACAAUGCCAACCUUGAUUGGCAUCAAGCACUCCUCACCGAUGCCACCACACCCCAAGAGAGGCGAGAAGCCCAAAGAGUUCAAGGUGGAGUCGUUUGUUCCGGACCAGUUCAAACAUCUAGUGAAACUGGCUGCGAUCUGAAAUUUUGUUUUGGUUUUCAGUAUCCUUCGCUCGUAUCUCGUCCGCAGCCGGCACAAGAUCUUGAGAAGCUGUCACCGCAAGCCUCCGGCUUACCAUCGCCAAGAAAAAGGAAUGAUUUUUGGCUUCCUGGUGCCAAACAACAAAGCUCUUGGGCUCUCCUGUGAAAAACUCGUUGCUCAGUCAUAGGUGGACUUUCCAUAAGUUUUUAGAUCAUCCAAAACUCUUUAGGAGUUUGAUCUGGCUUUGCCACGUGGCAUAGUUGGCAUUCAUUGAAACAGCAAAAUGCUAGGCAUUGCAUGAUGACAUACAAACAUGAUUUAUCAUUUUGUGAGUGUUUGGAAUUUAAAAAUACAGAAUAUAGGAAUGACAUUUAUAUA